This is a messenger RNA of Pipra filicauda (Wire-tailed manakin), 1751 nucleotides long. It is a transcript of the gene FAM76A, whose product is annotated as family with sequence similarity 76 member A. Bases 35 to 1039 code for a protein of 334 amino acids. The transcript has 10 exons. The record is from RefSeq and is a predicted model, not a curated record. NCBI's taxonomy places the organism in Eukaryota, Metazoa, Chordata, Aves, Passeriformes, Pipridae.
GCGGCGGGGCCGCGCCUGUCAGCAGGGCGGCGGGAUGGCGGCGCUGUACGCCUGCACCAAGUGCCACCAGCGCUUCCCCUUCGAGGCGCUCAGCCAGGGACAGCAGCUCUGCAAGGAGUGCCGGAUUGCUCACCCCAUUGUUAAAUGCACUUACUGCAGGACUGAAUUCCAGCAGGAAAGCAAAACCAACACAAUAUGCAAGAAGUGUGCUCAGAACGUGAAGCUCUACGGCACACCAAAGCCCUGCCAGUACUGCAACAUCAUAGCAGCAUUUAUUGGAAACAAGUGCCAGCGUUGCACCAACUCGGAGAAGAAGUAUGGCCCCCCUCACUCGUGUGAGCAGUGCAAGCAGCAGUGUGCCUUCGACAGGAAGGACGACAGGAAGAAGGUGGAUGGGAAGCUGCUGUGCUGGUUGUGCACGUUGUCCUACAAACGGGUCCUGCAGAAGACCAAAGAGCAGUGCAAGCACCUGAGCAGCUCUUCCCGGGCCAGCCUGCAGGAGAAGGAGCAGUUCAGCAGGCUCAGCAGUGGCAGCCACUACAACAGCCAGAAAACCUUAUCCACCUCUUCCAUUCAGAACGAAAUCCCAAAGAAGAAAGCCAAGUUUGACGCCAUAUCUGCCAAUGGUGACAGCGUUCCUUCCUCUCCCGAGAUGCUUUGCCCCCUUAUCCAGAGGGCCCCGUCCACGUUGGCGCAGUGGGCUGCUUCCCAACAGGCUCUCGGGGCCCACCAUUGUCCUGUUGCUCAAGGCACUGACAUCCUGAACUUUUCUCCAGACCUCGCCCUGGACUCCCCUGGCACCGACCACUUUGUCAUCAUUGCCCAGCUGAAGGAGGAAGUGGCUACUUUAAAAAAGAUGCUGCACCAGAAGGAUCAGAUGAUUCUGGAGAAGGAGAAGAAGAUCACGGAGCUGAAAGCCGACCUGCAGUACCAGGAAUCACAGAUGAGGGCAAAGAUGAACCAGAUGGAGAAGACACACAAGGAGGUCAUGGAGCAGUUACAGCCUGCAGAACCUUUUGUGAGCUCCCUGCACCUCUAAAUCGCCUCCUUGUGAUUGGUGUGACCAGUAAGGAGGGAGAACAAAGGAACGAUUGGCAGUUCCUUUAGCCCUGUAUCUCUCUAGUCCAAAUAAAGAAGUCCCUGAGCUGGAGGGAAGAGGGAGAGCAGGAUUUUUGCCAGGGCUGUGGAGACAACAGCGAUUAUCAGCGUGAAUAGCCCGAGCCAUCGAAGGGAUCAGGUCAAAGGGGGAGAAAUCAGACAGAGAAAUGAACUUUGCACCCUUUAAUUACUCUGGGUAUAUAAAGAUCUAAAGCCCCAGCGAUGAGAGGUGGGAGGGGAUGAGACAAAAGGCUUCUGUUGCCUCUGAGGAAAGAGCCCCUCCUCCAUCCAACAUUCCCGGGGAAGUAUCCCAGUGCAGGGCAGGUUUUGGAGCCUCCAGCUGCUGUCAGAGUGCUGGUGGCUGUGAUAUCCCCUUGACCAUGCUCAUCCUUCUGCCUGGCUGAAGGCUGGAAUAUCUGUGUGUGGUGUGGAGAGGGCUGGCUGUGCCUCCUGCUCCCUGUGAGGGAGGAGAAGGAAGCAUCAGCUCCAGGAGCAGUUGUGUCCCAGCCACCUGCCUCUCCUGGGGAUUUCCAUGUUGGGCCCAGCUCUGGCUGGGACUGCCCUGAUCUCUGGUGUCCAAGUGUUUUCUGCUGGUAUUGGCUGGUGCUCUGGAAGUUUCACUGAUUCCAGAAUAAAACUCAAAUCCUCUCAGA